AGAGCGCGAGAGAAAUAGAGAGAGAGAGAGAGCGCGAGAGAAAAUAGAGAGAGAAAGAAGAGAGAAGAUUUGGAGAGAGAGAGAGGCCCCUGUGAUCAAGGGUUCGCAGCCCGGGGCCUCCUCACAACCAAUCCGAAUUUCGCCGGAAACGGCCGGAAAAAGCUACAUUUUCGCGGGUAUCCGGUCGAGAGACCCUAAUUCCGCCUGAAAACCUCCAUGAACGAAUCCUUGACGUGAAGCUUGAAGUUCCUUGCAAUGCAGGGAAAAGGCUUGUGCUUUGGAGGCCCCUUCACGGCACAGAUGCCAAGAUCCCCUUGCCUUAUGCCGUAAUCCAUUCCAUGCUUCGUGUUUUUUUUUCCUUCCUCUUCUUCUUCUUGUCUUCCCGUUUAAAUAAAUGGCUUAGGCUUUGUUCGUUACACUGAGAGACUGCAUACCUGGCCGGAAAGUUAACUGGAAAAGUUUAAAAAACGGGGAUUUGGCCGGAAACUAAGGUCGGCGUGGAGUUUUUGGAAGAAAAAUUCUAGGCUUGUAAUUUUAGACCGAAAAUUGAUGGCGAGAUACUGAUCUGGGUUCUAUUGCGAGUUCUUCAUUUGAGAAACUCGUCCGCCUGAAAAGUCUUUCUACUGUACAUGGACCAUAUCUUGGUCUCAGGGUCUCACUCAUUUUCCAUAGUUCAUGAUUUUGAAAAUGCAUGAUGCCAUUUGAAGUGGAUGCAUGUAAUGUCUUCAUCAGAUGUUCAGAUUUGAAAAAGAUGACAGACCAGAGGAAGCUGCCUUCUCUCUACUCUCCUUCAGUGGCUUCAUCCUUCUUCUCUGAGGACAAGAGUUUCCCUGCAGAGAGACAAGUGGGAUUUUGGAAGCAUGAAUCAAUGUCAGAUCAACAUGGUGUAAGGUCAGAAGAAAUGUCAGUAAUGUCAGGCAGCAAAGCAGUUGGCUCCUCCCCUCUACAGAAAUUUGGUAUAAUAGGAGCCCACUCUGUGGAUUUUUCAGAGCUUGCUCGGCCUUAUGCUUUUAAAGGUCAGAAACCCAAGCUUGCUGUUGAAGGACGCCUGGUUGGGGCAGAGAGGACAGCAACUCUGUCCACGAAUUCUUGGAAAUCUAUGGAACAGGAGUUGGGAUUGUGGUCAGACUUUCUUGUACGACCUGCUGCUUCUUUUGUGGGAGGAAAUUCAGAGAAGCUAGAUGCACAAAAAGCCCACUUUGAGAAUGGUCUCUUCUCAAGCUCCUUUUCAGAGAUAUUUGAGAAAAAACUUAGUUUAACGUCACGAGAUGCCCUAGUUGGUCAGUCUAUUGAUGCAGUUGGCCCCCACCUCGAGGACGAUAUGCCUUUCGAAUCUCUAGAAGAAAUGGAGGCCCAGGCAAUUGGUGACCUUCUUCCUGACGAUGAUGAUCUGCUUUCUGGAGUUCUUGAUGAGAUUGAUUUCAGUGCCCCACCCUGCAAUGGAGAGGAUAUGGAGGAGUUUGAUUUGUUUAGCAGUGGAGGUGGAAUGGAACUAGAAGGUGAUGACUGCUAUGGAGGGGGCAAGAACUCAGAUAUUGUUGGUGGAAUUCCCAAUGGUCAGCAGGGUGGAUCAAAUAGUAGCUCUUUUGCUGGAGAACAUCCUUAUGGUGAACAUCCUUCAAGAACUCUCUUUGUGAGAAACAUCAACAGCAGUGUUGAAGAUGCAGAACUAAGGGAUCUUUUUGAGCAAUAUGGUGAUAUCCGUACACUCUACACUGCAUGUAAGCAUCGUGGUUUUGUAAUGAUUUCUUACUAUGACAUAAGGGCAGCACGCAAUGCAAUGAGAGCUCUUCAGAACAAGCCAUUGAGGCGUCGAAAACUUGACAUACACUUUUCAAUUCCAAAGUUCAACAUUGUCUAUUGUCAGGAUAACCCGUCAGAAAAGGAUAUUAAUCAAGGCACACUAGUGGUUUUUAACCUAGAUUCUUCUGUCUCAAAUGAUGAUCUUCGCCAAAUAUUUGGUGUUUAUGGUGAAAUCAAAGAGAUUCGUGAGACUCCUCACAAGCGUCACCACAAGUUCAUUGAAUUUUAUGAUGUUAGGGCAGCCGAAGCUGCUCUCCGUGCUUUAAAUAGGAGUGAUAUUGCUGGGAAGCGGAUUAAGCUUGAGCCAAGUCGUCCUGGUGGUGCAAGACGGUGCUUGAUGCAACAAUUAUGUCAAGAAUUGGAGCAUGACGAGGCGGGUCUGUGUCGACCAAGUGGAAGCCCUCCUGAUAACUCACCUUCUGGAUGCUAUGGUUCGUUCCCACAUGGAACUAUUACACCUGGCUCCUUAGAUAACGGGGCUAUCCAAGGUCUGCAUUCCACCAUCCAAGCACCUUUAAGUCCGUACAUGGAUGCCCCAUAUCAUGGGAUCUCCUCAAGUGUUCCCCAUGCGUUAUCCUCACCAGUUAGUGUUGCUUCAGCUGCCAACCAUGACAAUAGUCUCAGCGAGCAAAGCCAUUCUGUGGGCCACAAUAUGAACUUCGGUUUUCAAGGCAUGCCAGCUUUCCAUCCUCACUCGCUUCCAGAGUAUCACAAUGGUCUCAGCAAUGGUGUUCCCUAUAAUUCUCCGGGUGCCAUAUCUGGCCUAGCUGGAAAUAUAAAUUCCAGACCGGCUGAAGGAGUUGAUGGCAGGGCAAUCCAUGCAAGGGGUUCUAAUGGCUUCAACAAUCAUUCUUAUGAGAUGAAUGAAAACGUUCUUGGUGUUUCAGGAAAUGGAAGCUGCCCUUUACAUGGACCCCAAUUUGUUUGGGGAAACCCUAAUGCAUAUCACCAUCCUCAUGCUCCAGGACCCAUGAUGUGGUCAAGCUCCCCAUCGUUUGUUAAUGGUGUUCACAGUCGACCCCCUCAAUUGCAUGGAUUUCCUCGUGCUGAUGGCCACCUCGUAAACCCUGUUCUUUCUCUUCAUCAUCACCAUGUGGGUUCAGCACCUGUUAUGAAUCCCUCCCUUUGGGACAGAAGACAUGGUUAUACAAAUGAAUCAGCCGAUGCUUCUGGAUUUCACCCAGGUUCUCUUGGAAGUGUGGGCUUUGCUGGGAGCUCUGGUUUGCAUCCCAUAGAUCUCGCUGCUCAUAACUUGCUUGGGCAUCAUGGUGCAAACAAUAUGAAUCCUUCAUUGUCCUCUCCAAAUCUAGGUUUGCCUUCUCCUCAACAUCGCCACAUGUACCCCCCAAGAAGCCCAAUGAUGGGUAUGCCUGCUCCAUUUGACAAUCCCACAGAGCGGGCUAGGAGUCGUAGGAACGAGGCAAGUUCUAAUCAAGCUGACAAUAAGAAGCAGUAUGAGCUUGACAUUGAUCGAAUCUUGCGGGGAGAAGACAUACGAACCACGCUUAUGAUCAAGAACAUUCCUAACAAAUACACAUCAAAGAUGUUACUGGCUGCCAUUGAUGAACGCCACCGAGGAACUUAUGAUUUCAUUUACUUGCCAAUUGAUUUUAAGAAUAAAUGCAAUGUUGGCUAUGCAUUCAUCAACAUGACUGAUCCUAUGCAGAUCGUUCCAUUCUUUGAGGCAUUUGAUGGUAAGAAAUGGGAGAAGUUUAAUAGUGAAAAAGUGGCAUCACUUGCCUAUGCGCGGAUACAGGGGAAAGCUGCUCUCAUUGCUCACUUCCAGAAUUCAAGUUUGAUGAAUGAAGAUAAACGAUGCCGGCCUAUUCUUUUCCAUUCAGAUGGUCCAAAUGCUGGUGACCAGGAGCCAUUUCCAAUGGGUGUAAAUGUCCGAACAAGGCCAGGCAAAUCGAGAUCAAGCAGCAAUGAGGAGAUCUCUCAAGGGAGCCCUCCGACCUCUGGUACAGGGGAUGACUCUUCUAAUGGUAACGACUCCUCAAAGGAUGGAGAAUGACCCCUUGCAAGAGCCUCUCAUAAUCAAUAUCACUAACUACACAGCAAAGUGGGAACCAGAAAACCGGUAUCUUUGGACCGGUUUUCUUUUUUCUUCCUUUUUUCUCUUUUUUUUCCUCAGAAUUUGAGUAAUUACGGGUUUUGGGCUGACACAAUUUUUUGUGGGUGAGCCGAAGUUUUGAAAUAUUUUUGAUAUCAAGAGGCUGACGAGGCAGAAGACGGGUGUACAAGAGCUUGGCGUGAAAGUAUGUACAGGAGGAGUUUCAGUGGUCGGUCUUUGUUAUUUCAGUUUCUCUCUCUUCUUUUUGUGCUGUUAUUGAGGGCUUCUCUCUCCAUGUCCUCCUGUUUUAUUUUUCUUGUGUGAGAUUAGAGCCUUUGUGGUUCUGUUUUGGAGUGGAAAGAAUGAAUGUAAUAUGGAAGGGUCGGUGUAUUUUUAUGAAUUUUUGACGUGCAUCUGAAGGGUUGGGUCUAUAUGUAGUUAUAUAUUUAUGGUUGACGUGCAUCUGAAGGGUUGGGUCUAUAUGUAGUUAUAUAUUUAUGGUUCAGGUCUC
This is a messenger RNA of Amborella trichopoda, 4367 nucleotides long. It is a transcript of the gene ML1, whose product is annotated as MEI2-like protein 1. Gene Ontology annotation, molecular function: RNA binding. The record is from RefSeq and is a predicted model, not a curated record. Lineage: Eukaryota; Viridiplantae; Streptophyta; Magnoliopsida; Amborellales; Amborellaceae.